This is a messenger RNA of Phanerochaete carnosa HHB-10118-sp, 357 nucleotides long. RefSeq lists its product as uncharacterized. Gene Ontology annotation, biological process: proteolysis. Gene Ontology annotation, molecular function: glutamic-type endopeptidase activity. The coding region runs from base 1 to 357 and encodes 118 amino acids. The transcript is spliced from 2 exons. NCBI's taxonomy places the organism in Eukaryota, Fungi, Basidiomycota, Agaricomycetes, Polyporales, Phanerochaetaceae. The record is from RefSeq and is a predicted model, not a curated record.
AUGUACUUCAUCUCCAUCGUCUCCUUUGUCUUGGCUCUCGCUGCCACGACCGUUGUCUCGCGGCCGCCCCUCAAGAGCUUUCACCAGGUCCGCAACACCCGUCGUUCCGGCCGCGCGCGCAGCUCGACAGCUUCGAACAACACCGUCAUCGAUGUGACAGCAACGGCUGGCGCUUUCUUGAAUGCGACUGAGGGCACUUUCUCGAGCGUCACGGGGUCGUUCAUGAUUCCGACGCUUAGUGUGCCUGAGGGCAAGGACCCCAGUAAACUCUACGCUGCAUCCGCCCAGGGUCGGCCUUGGCGCCAUCAGCUGCGAGAACGCCCUCACGGUUGGUAUCGACCUCACUCUCCAAAAUGA